CGCUCCUAUAUCUCAGCCUUUGUCCUCGGCGCGAAAUGCUUCUCAAACCUCAAUAUCACCCCUCUACCAGGUGAAUGUCUGCAUUGGCGAUGGCUCUCGAUCUUGCGUCCCUUCCGCGUGUUCUCCGAUUCGGACAAAUUUGCGACACGUUGAACUUCGAGGGAGCCUCCGUUCGCCGCCCCAAUUUUGGAAUACGCCGAUGUAUCCAUACACAACCAGUGCACUAUCUGGCAGAAAGAAGGCGAGCAAAGUCAAAAAGAAAGACAGUAGACGUGUAGCGGUGGCUAAAAAGCCUAGUUCGAAGGUGGAAGACGACGCACCUUGCUUUGACUCGCCGGAGGAUUUACCGCUGGUAUCGAAUCGUGUCGAAUUAACUGAAAGUGGUGGAUCUAUGGUGUCAGAGGCAACUCUUCCUCCUGUAGACUUAGGUCUCAAUUCAUAUAGUCGAAAAGUCCUCUCACGACCGUCUAUCGAUAUGAUUUCAGCGUAUAUGGAGGAGGCGCAUGCGCAAGAUGGACCCGAGGCGCUGAACCGUCUGAAACACAAAGCUUCUGUAAAAGUAUCAAAGUCUUUUAUCGAACAGGAAGACGUGACAGUACGGCGUAUUCGCGACAUCUUGGUGAUGCCGGUGUUAGGCCCUCCACUUCGAAAGAUCGAACGUUCGGUGGAUUUACCGCCUGACUUGAACGACUAUUUUGAGAAAUAUCCCCGUACGCAUCACUCUUACAACGCGCUAAUUUGGAAGCUUUCUCAGCGAGGGAAUUACUCCGAGGCCAAGCGUAUGUUAGAGAGCAUGAAGGAGCACAAUUUGAAGCCCAACAUUCAGAACUAUACGUCUCUCUUGCUUGGCUGUCGAAAGACCAAAGAUACGAAGGAGAUGGAAAGUUUGCUAAACCAGAUGCGCUCAGAGGGUCUCGAGCUUGACCAAUAUGUUUUUGGAACCGUUGUGGACAUAUGCGUCGAAUCAGGCGCCCUAGAUAAAGCUUUCGAAUAUGUCAAUACGUUCAAACAACUUCAAAUUAAGCCAAAUGCUGAAGUUUUUACCUCUCUAAUUAAGGGCUGCAUUCGCGAUAAUGACAUUGAUCGAGCAUGGAAAGUCUACCACCACAUGCGUACAUGGCACUGCGAACCCGACGAAAUUACGAUUGCUCUUAUGAUUUAUGCCUGCGCUCGACGUUCAGAAACUGAAAAAGCUAUGCAACUGUACCGAGAAAUGAAAUCGAUGGGAAUCCGACCCACUGGGUCGACCUACGACUCCUUGCUUUAUGCCUGCCUUCGUCGUCGCGACUAUUACUCGCAGGCAUUUGAAAUUUUGAAGCAAAUGAAGUCAGAGGGUGUUCAACCAGAUGCCAAAACCCUGUCCUCCGUUCUUGGCGUAUGUGCCAAAGGCGGAGACGUGCCAACCGCUGAACUUCUUUUUGACGAAAUCAUCGAACUCCCAGGCGGAUCUAACAGCGAAUACCCGUACGCCUACAUGAUUGAAGCCUACAGUAUGGCACACAGAAUACCCUCCGAAAAAGAAAAUUUCAAAAAAUACUUAUCCAAAGGAGAAUUGGUUUUUGAACGCAUGUUGUCCGCCGGCGUCAAACCAACUUCACAUUCUCUCAACAUGCGCCUACUUCUUUACACGAAACCCUGUUUUCUAAAUCGAGCCGUAGAGUGGAAAAACUCGUUUAGAAAAGUCUAUCACGUAGAACCCAAUGUGUACACCUACAACUUAUUAAUCGCCAUGUACGCACAGGCUCACCGCAUGGAAAUUGCCCUGGACCAGUUCCAUUUAAUGAAGGCAGAAGGGCUGACCCCGCAAUUUACCACCUACCAAGAGCUAAUCAAGGGCUGCACUAAAAACCACAUGUACAAUACGGGCAUGAAAAUUUUGAGAGAAAUGAAAAAAAACGAUAUUCAGCUGCUACCCGAGUAUCCAUUUAUCAUGAACUUUCGAAGGCUGCUAGUGAGGACGCCUCAUCUGAUAAGAGAAAUCGACAAGCUCACAGGAAAAGCCUAUCGAUAUGUUCCACCAUGGAGAAAGCCAGGGAGAUCAAGAAAAAUAGUCUAUGGCCGACAGCUUUCCAAGGAGGAGCGAAAGCGGUCCCCAUUAUAUGGCUAGAUGUCCUCGAAAACCAUGAUCAAAAAAGGCCUGUCCCGUUCUCCGAAUCCUGUCGUCUACACAAAAAACGUAUGUGUGCAAAGAGGGGCACUGACUCACACUUUGACUCUGAGAGAUAUGCUAUGUAUACCUGCGUCCUAAGAUAGAUUGCAAACAGAAAAUACGGGGUGGAACAAGACGUCGCGUACACUUCGUCACUUAGCAAACUGAAUUAUUCAAUCUUAUCAGUACAGAAUAAAUCGGCAUACAAAGUUGUAUCGUACAAUCAAUUGAUGCACAAAAA
Schistocerca gregaria is the source of this 2390-nucleotide messenger RNA. RefSeq lists its product as uncharacterized. Gene Ontology annotation, molecular function: protein binding. The record is from RefSeq and is a predicted model, not a curated record. NCBI's taxonomy places the organism in Eukaryota, Metazoa, Arthropoda, Insecta, Orthoptera, Acrididae. The transcript has 2 exons. Bases 200 to 2107 code for a protein of 635 amino acids.